UUUGCAUAAAAAGGUGAAUCUUUGUGGCGUCCUAGCCGGCGACCGGGAAUCGGGAUUGGCCUCGGGAAACCGACGUUCGAUGGCCCCGUGCCUCCUCUUUUUAGUGGCGUUAAAUUGACAAUAAUCGUGCGUGGCUGCCCGCCUCCAGACGCCGGACAAACGACGGCCCGCAGUGCGCCGAGCGAGACCGUGGUGCGGAUCGCCAUUUUGAAGUGUCGAUGUCGAACGCCGUCGAAGCGCAUAUUUGAGGGGAGAAAAUUUUAGCGGAAAAACGAACUUACCGGCCACGGCGCUGCCUAGGGUGGUUGGCGUGGGACGCUGGGGUGCUUAGUGCAGUGCACGGACAAUAAAAGCGUACUUUUUCCACGGUCCGCCAGGCUUCGCACAGGAGGGACCCCUUGGGUCACAGAAUGGCGCACCACACCAAACCGGUUAACUUCGUCAUCCAGGAUACGACGAAACAAGGCCAGCAACAUAUUUUCCAUGUACUGAACACGGCCACCGGCACCCGGACUACGCUGCCUGCCACCAGUGUUACGGCGGUAAAGACGAUCGUCACGAAGGACUUGAGCGGCACCACUACCGGCACCGCCGUUCACGGCCAGGACACGAUGAACCUGAUGGGUGGAACAGUGGUCGCUGGCGGUGGGCUCGCAGCCGUCUCGGCGACAACCAGCACCAACGUCCCUACCGCUUCCGCCGUUAUCGGUGGCCAGAGCUUUACGAUGCCGAUGAUGCGAAAGCUGCCCCCGGGAGUCGCCAAGAAGUUGAUCACCGUUCCCAAGCAUAAAUUGAUUCUUCCUCAAUCGUCAACUCAGAAGACCGUCAAUGGUAAAACAGUGGUCCAUGUUUCGCCCAAACUGUAUAAGGUAAUUUCGGCGUCCUCCCCGCAGUCCGCAAGCCGCAACCUGACGUUUGCUGCCCCCGCAAACUUAACAAACCUGCAGGGUGUCGCCUCGACCAGUUCCUCGUCAACGGUUGGCAACAACGGAACCACGAUCGCUAUCCCAUCCACCUCGGCGGCGAUGUCACAAUCGUCCUUCGGGACUUCCUACAGUACCGGAGCACCGAUGAUGACAUCGGUCGGUGUCGGUAAUCGAGUGAUCAUCGGCGGCAGUUCCAUUGUUGGUGGUGACGCUGGGGACGAAACUGAUGACAUUGCCAAGGCAUCACCACCGGUCAAAGUAGUGGGACCGAAGAAAUCCGCCGUGUACCAGAAGACGGUUAGUGACCAACCUCUACCGCCUCAUCAGGUGCAGCAACAUUCGUACAGCAAAAAGGCUUUCCCGCGUCAAACGAUACAUAAUACGCCUUCACGACGCCGAAAGACGGACAAAGCCGGGCGGGGCCUGCGCCACUUCUCGAUGAAAGUUUGCGAGAAAGUGCAGGCCAAGGGCACGACCACGUACAACGAGGUAGCGAACGAGCUGGUGGCAGAGGAGACGCAAAACAACAAUAGUCCGGUUGCCGAUCCGGCCACGUACGAUCAGAAGAACAUUCGGCGACGCGUGUACGAUGCGCUCAACGUGCUGAUGGCCAUGAAGAUCAUUUCUAAGGAGAAAAAGGAAAUCCGCUGGCACGGAUUACCGACCAGCACCAGCAUCACGGAGUACGACGAUCUGGAGAAGGAAAACGAGAAGGCCCGGCGGCGCAUCGAAGAGAAGCAGCAGCAGUUCCGCGAUCUGGUGCAGCAGCACGUCGCCCUCAAGUCGCUGAUCGCUCGAAACCAGGCGAACGAGGAGCGGGGCUUGGUACCGAACCACAGCGCGGCCGUUCAGUUGCCAUUUAUCGUCGUAAACACCGACCGCAAGACCAACAUCAAUUGUAACAUGACUAACGAUAAAUCCGAGUAUUCGUUUAAAUUCGAAGACACCUUCGAGAUCCACGAUGAUCUGGAAAUUUUGAAACGCAUGGGUCUGUCGCUAGGUUUGGAAAGCGGACAGUGCUCGGAGGCGGAUUUGAAAGAAAUCAAAUCCAUGGUUCCGCAAUCGGUCGCGAAGUACAUUGAAAAAUAUGGACUCGGGCUGGAUGAGGAGGACGGUGAGAACUGGGAGAUGAGCUCGAUCUACAACGGGCAGGACAACGAUGACAGUUUAUCUACCCAGGACAUGCUGGGAUACCACGACAACACAAACGACAUGCUGGACGAUGACAUGAAAUUCGAGGAUGACGAAGAUGAUUAAUUCUAUCCCUUUGGUGGUCAGAGAGAACCGAAAGCAGGAGCAUUUCGCAUUGGAAGGUUGUUAGAGGAACUGUAAUUUUUGGAACCGAACCUACCACAAACAAAAUCAGAAGGCAAACAAACAAAGAAGUAAACUUCUGAUUAAAAAAUCAGGGAAAUGAAAUAUGCUAACACAUGAUGCUCUUUCCGAAGCGCGAAAAUCUGCACCACGUGGGGCCAUGCAGCUUUUGGCAGGGUGGAUGAGCGUUCGUUGCGGUAGAUGUAAGCUUAUGUUAUAAGUAGAAAGUAAACUUAAGAUCGGAGUUUCAGUUGAGCUCCUCUUACGCAUGUAGUGUAAUGCCGUAGCAUGAUGGGUGCGCGCACGAUGAACACAAAAGAAUUCAUGCUCGCCACUAAACCAAGCUCAUUUGAUACACACCAUUUGAUCAGGAAUGCUUACACACAAGUAAUUGCAUAAUAGACAGUGUAAAUAGUAAGUGUAAAUGAUCACCAAAAGCCAGUCGCAGCUGGAUUAUUUACUGAUUACUCUUGGAGGCGUAACACAGGUUUGCUUCUUACGAGCAAGCUGCAGAUAGUGCGGGCAGCUGGGCGGGCAACCUGGAAAACUGACGGAGGUUUGUACAAACGCAACACUUAUGACGUUCAAUUUGAAACAGGUAGCAAGAAGUUGUUGAGGUCCAUAUUUGGGUUUUCGUAGUUGCUGCAAUAACCCAAGUUCAAUUUGGAGAUUGUGAACACGCAGAGGUUGUACAUAUUUUUCAUCCUUCUUGGUAGGACUUUAGCGAGGCGCGUCAAUCCUAGUGGAUAUCAUUUUUCCGGUAACAAGUAACUGCGGUUGCAACUAGAAACUGAGGGGCAUGCGAAGGCAAUUGGAACCGAGCGUGCCGCCAAACUCCGGCGAAGGUCGCAAAGCACAUUGCAUGAGUGAAUGUAGCGUCGUACACAAACUGCAUAUUGCAUACUUAAAUUCCAUGUCCAACCUCUCAUUGCACUUGUUGAACGUGAAUAUAUUGAUUAAUAAUAGCCAAUGAGCUUUGUUGAAUUGAUUUUCCUAAGUCAAGCCAGUCUCUCCUUCCGUUGCUGCUCGUCCGUGUGCUUAAUAACUGGAAAGCGAUUCAAUUUUGUACCCGGAAAGUGUCUAAUAGCAGGUCAAGGUUAAACUGUAUGUGUGCUCCUGACAUGCAAUAUAAGCCGCGCCACAUGAUUGGCAGAAAGUGUCCCAGGUGGGGCAGAUAAAACUUCCGAAAGGAAAUGAAUAUCGAUAAUAUGUUCUGAUGAUUUAAGAAUUUUAAAUUUUACUUUUGUAAACCAAUAAAACUUU
Messenger RNA from Anopheles bellator, 3503 nucleotides. It is a transcript of the gene Dp, whose product is annotated as transcription factor Dp. The record is from RefSeq and is a predicted model, not a curated record. Bases 411 to 2183 code for a protein of 590 amino acids. Gene Ontology annotation, molecular function: DNA-binding transcription factor activity, RNA polymerase II-specific; RNA polymerase II transcription regulatory region sequence-specific DNA binding. The transcript has 9 exons. Gene Ontology annotation, biological process: regulation of cell cycle; regulation of transcription by RNA polymerase II. Gene Ontology annotation, cellular component: transcription regulator complex; nucleus. NCBI's taxonomy places the organism in Eukaryota, Metazoa, Arthropoda, Insecta, Diptera, Culicidae.